Molecule: messenger RNA, 4612 nt
Organism: Notodromas monacha
Lineage: Eukaryota; Metazoa; Arthropoda; Ostracoda; Podocopida; Cyprididae
Source: the annotation of a GenBank genome assembly
AUGAGUCGGACGCCGGAGUACACCACUCCUCCCGCUAUUCCCCCGCGGCGUCCAUCAACUUGGCGAUCGACCCCGGGACCGGGACCCCCGUCGACGCCAACCCCGAUUUAUGCCGUCGUUCCGGAUUCUCCUCGGCCGGUUGUGCUGAAUAUUGCGGAAAACGAAGCUCGACAAAAGUUGAACGAAUGCGACUGGUACUGGGGCGACAUCAGUCGAGAAACCGUGACGGAUAUCAUGAAAGACGCGCCAGAGGGAAGCUUCCUGGUGCGAGACGCAUCUGAUAAACGCGGCGAGUACACUUUGACGCUGAGGCACGGGGCCGCGAACAAGUUGAUCCGCAUCGGCUGUCGGAACGGCAACUAUGGCUUCUCGGAACCGUACCAGUUUCGAAGCGUCGUGGAGUUGAUCGGCUUCUACCAAAACACGACUUUGGCUCAGUACAACAGAGCGCUGGAUAUUAAGCUCAUGAACGCCGUAUCACGUCGGGCAAAGGUCGCUGAGGGUACUGAUGAGGAUCCCAGCAUGAAUGUGGACGAUUUGAAGCAAAGAUUCUUGGAUAUUUGCGUGGAACGCUCGAAGAAGUGCAAAGAAUAUGAUGACGUGUAUUUGAAACAUCAGAAAGUCUUGGAAGAAGUGACGACGCAUAAACAGGCCAUAGAAUGUUGCUGUCAGUGCCUUCAGAUUUAUCAGGAUCACCUUUCCGUCGCUGAGAAAGCUCUUGAGAAUGCCGCUCCCCAGGAUCUGAAAACGCGAUUGAUAUCGCUUGGUGUCUCUGCCGAGGAUUUCGUCAAAAUAACGGACGGUCUACACAUGAACUCGUUGGACGCAUCAGCUCAAGCCCUGCUGAGUGUCAAAAAUGGUUGGCGAGAUCAUUUCAAAUCGAAAGUUUUAAAUAUGCCGGGUGGCUACGAAACUCCUGUCAAUGGCACUGGCUCGGGGGCGACGAGUCCGAUGAGCACGAAUCCCAGGUCUCGGCGUGUGUACAAACCACUCGUCUUUCCGCCUGCGUUGCCGCAUGAGGAUGAAACAACGUGGUAUCUCCCUGGUGUUUCCCGUGAAGAGGCACAGAGCAUGUUGAGGGAAAAGCCAGAUGGCACGUUUCUAAUUAGGAAUUCGAGCCAGAAGGGCACUCUGGCUCUUUCAGUUAUAUGCGAUCAUAAAGUGAACCAUUGUAAGUUGAUGAAGUACGCGCAAGGGUACGGGUUCGAUGAGAAUCUCGAUCUGUUCCCGACGCUCCGUGACUUCGUGCUGCAUUACGCUCGUAAUAUGCUGCAAGACAGGAACCAGACCUUGAACACCACCCUCGCCUAUCCAGUGCGCUUGCCGGAAUAUACUUCCCUCACCAACCAAUACGUCGUUCCGUCUCCUUCGUCGUAUGGAAGCGAGAAGGAAGAAUGAUUGAAGCGCUGCUUGGCUUAGUCACUUGCUGGAACAAGUCGGAAUUCCUCGACCGGUUUAGGGGUAGAGAUUGGCACCCCGGUUGUUGGGUUAACUUCGGGCAUCGUCGCGUGCGCGAACUUCCGUGUGAUUUUGCUGCCCCGGGCUACCUCCGUCAACCAACCGGUAAUUUCGUUUCCUCCGUGUACAAAAAUUCAAAAAACAUGAAGAAGAAGAAAGACCAAGUGCAUGUGUUCUCUCGUGAUCCUUUCGCUGCCGACGUGCGUUCCCGUUUUUUUAUUUAUUUUUUAUUGAAGCUCUUGGAACACGGGUUCUUAUAACUUUUUAGCUCACACCAGUAUUUUCCCUCCGUUUGCGAAUUCCGCGGACUCGUUAAUUUUCUCAUUUCACCAAAGGUAUACUUGCUCAAAGUUAUGAAGAUUAAUAAUUCUAGAUUUUCACUUUCCUGGCCAAAGCGUUUGAUGAGUGCAUCUCAUGUUAAACGAUUCCCCCGAAGUUGAUAUUUCAUUAUCGAAAUUCCUGGCGUCACGGGAAGAAUAAUCGCCUGAAUAUUGCUCCAUUUUGCGCGGAGAACGAAAUCUUCCAUGCGGUGGUAGACUCGUAUUUUUGUCGAGAAACAAAAAAGGUCCCCAAUGGUGCUUUCUACAAGGAACUGCUCAGACGAUUAGCCCGAUUUAAAUUUUUUUUCCCGGUGAAAAUUUCUUUAUCGGCGAUUUGGGUGAGCGUCCCGAACAGUAUUCCUGAUGGAAGAAAUUUUUGUUUGUUUUUGAACGUUUGUACAAGCUAGAUUUAUUUCCUGCCGGAUUGUGUGGCAGAGGUGGUGCAGUUACUGGAAGGAAUGAUGAGCUAAGUUGAACGUUAACGUCCUGAAAGGUCCUUGUUGAAUUUUUUUUUCAACGAUAAAGAGUGUUCGGUGUUACUGUGCGAUGUUUGCGGUCUUUUGCUUCAGUUGCCGCAUUUUGGCGUUUUUUCCUUUUUUUAAUUGGCAGGAUGGCUGUUUCAAUGAGCUUCUCAACAGUCCUGCGAGUCGCCAACGUAUCGUCAAAGUAGACAGAUGAAAACCGGGUAGACAAUUUUCAGCAAUUAAUUUUUUUCUAAUUUCCAAGAAACAUUUUAAUCAAUUACGAGCUGAUGAAGAAAAUGAAAUGCUGUCGGAAAUUGACUGAGGAACCUAUUGAUAACUCCGGGAAAUGUUUGAAAUUUUCAUGCAGGUACUGUACUUCCAUUUUUUGGUGAGGACUUUAAAAUGCCCGAUGGCCUUGUAGUUUUCUCAAGAUUUUGUCUCAAUUGCCCUAGGGGUGCAUUGAUGGCCACCAGCUCUCAAACAGUAAUUUCCACGCCUUGGCAUCUUUAUUUCGGAGAAAUCACAAACACAAUAAUGUCCAUUCGACAUGUUUCUAUACCGUAAGGAGAUUUUGAAGAUUUGCAGCUUUGUGGCCGAGUAAUUUUUUAAUAUUUCGGGGAAUUUUUGGAUUUUCUGAUCGCCCAGGAUGUGUGCAAUCUUGAUUUUUUUUUUUUGGGAAGCCAUUUGGUGAACUAGACGGGUUCACGGAUAAAUGGGAUGGCAUUUUCCCCGUAGAUCAAGAGUUAUUUUCUAAAAAAAAAAUUUAUAGUCUAAUGUUUCAUCUGAUUGAAAUGACUUUAGAGGUGAUUCGCGGGACUUCCGAGAAAUCGUUCCGAUCAGUUUGAAUCGGUCUGAACCUCCCAGUCGCGAUAGUAUUCUUGAAAAGAUUUAUCAGUGGCUUCUUUUCUUGAGCAAAAAUUUGGAACACUUUUUAAAACUCCUGGAGAGAAGAGGAAUACAGUAUUUAGUUUGCCGAAAGCUAGAAAUUUCUCUCAGAAAUCAUGCCAUGAACUUAAAAAUUCUUGAACUCGGGUUGCUGAGACGUGAGAAAAAAAAAUCUGUGCUCAAUUUCGCCACUGUUACGCUGCCGAAAACUUUCUUCAACUGGAAAAGAAAAGAAAGAGAAAAGCACGAAGAAUCUCUUUUAGAGUUGAAAUCCCGCAGUUUUUUACUUUAUUUUUAUGCGGGUCACGGGUGUUUGAAGCCUUCUGGCUCUUCGUUGAAUUUCGUGGGCUUUUUUGUUAGUUUUUCUCAGGAGUUUUUUUACGGGUAUCGUUUCGUCUUGUCGCUUUUACCGCCACACUUGUAUGUGAACCAUUCAACCCGCCUAAUUUGUUUCCCCUUUUUUGUUUUUGUUUUCUUGCGUAAGCUUAAACAUUCCUGUUGAUGCGAAAUCCGUUGCUUGUUUUUAAUGCCCAUCUGGAAAAAUGGUCUGUGAAUGUUGACUGUGUGAUAAAUGUUCUCGAAUCUUGGGGUGGAAAUUUCUAAGGGACUAAUAGACUUUUGUGGGGUAUCUUUAAGUGGAAAAGGUCUGCAUUUACUUGCUCGAGGCGUUCUGAAUGUGAAAAAUUGUUUCCUCUGGAGGUUGGUUGAGUCGGUGUCCAUUUUGUCCCAACAUGUGGCGUUUCUUGAGUUCCGUGAGAAAGAUGUCGCUGCAGUUCCGUGAGUUUAACUGUCGAGCGAUAAUGUAAAACACGCUAUUCUUUCGUGUUUUAUUAUAGGGGGGAAACUUUUCUGGAUUCUGUUGCUUUUACUCGUUCGAAAAGUUUGAGUGCUUGGAAUGGGCGGAAUGUUUUCUUUCUGCCGUUUCUUUUCUUUUUUUUAUGCCAUGGAGCGAACUUCCGUGAAAACACCAACGAUUUUUUUUCCGAAGUUCGGGUGUUUUGUUGGAGUUGUUGCCAGAAGGAAUAAGCAGCGAAAAACGAGACUUCUUUGUGCUGAUUUCGCCGAACUAUACAAAAGUCUCCUCAAAAGUUUUCCACCGGUUAGUUGGGGAGCCGUUGACUUGACUGCUUACAUUGCUUUCGCUUCAAUUCCUGUUGUUCCUUAGUAUGAGGAGAAAUAUGGGAAGUUUUCCUUCAACAUCGGAACAAGCAGAUUGUUGAAGAAAUUCGAUCAGAACGUGUCAAAGGAUGGAACAUUUUUGGAGCUUGCUUUUUGGAACUUUUAAGGAGACUCUUGUGUAUCUGAGUAGUUGCCCUUUCACAAUGGCUGCUACCCUGUGCGAGGGUUGUUUUUGUAUUCCGAAGCGUGAAUACUGACCGUGCUUGCUGAAAUUUUUAUGCGUUGUCUGCUGGAAGCCUCGUCUUGGUUUUUCUUUCGCUGGAUUCCUUGUGUGAUAAUAAAGUCGCACAUUUGUAUGUCAGAGCA